Messenger RNA from Photinus pyralis (common eastern firefly), 4664 nucleotides. It is a transcript of the gene Br140, whose product is annotated as peregrin. Gene Ontology annotation, biological process: regulation of transcription by RNA polymerase II. The transcript is spliced from 10 exons. The record is from RefSeq and is a predicted model, not a curated record. Lineage: Eukaryota; Metazoa; Arthropoda; Insecta; Coleoptera; Lampyridae. Gene Ontology annotation, molecular function: protein binding. Gene Ontology annotation, cellular component: MOZ/MORF histone acetyltransferase complex. Bases 1524 to 4607 code for a protein of 1027 amino acids.
GACGCUAUCUAUUUUAUGUGUGUAAAUUUUUGGUUUUACCUACCCGGUUAUAAACAAAACUUCCCUUCUAGUGUUAGUAGGAAUAGUAAUUUUUUUGCCAAAAUAGAGGGCUGAAAUUUGAAAAUGUCAUUACAACUUUUUUACACGAAUCUCAAUUUAAUUGAUAAAUGUAAUUUUACAGUGGCCCUAAAUGAUUAAACAAUAAAAUGGCAAAUAAAAGGGAAUGCAGAAAACGUGAAAGUCAACAAUCAACAAUCGAGGAAGAUGUUCCCUUUUCAUCGGGCAGCGAAGUUAAAGUUACAGAUUCCAACUUCUUGGCUACACAGAAAGCGUAUUUUUGUAAGCCACACUUUAGCGUAAGCUACAUGGAUUUAAAGAAGAUAUUUACAUCAACAAAUGUCCGUUGCUUAAACGGAAAUGCACAAAGCGAAUUGAUCCCUGUUGACGAUGAGCACCAAGAGGAGUCCUGUUCAGUCCAUAAUGAGGAAUUCCGUCCCAAUCUGGCCUUUUCACAUUCUAUUGGUAUACAAACUGAUCUCCCGAAGAGGAUUAAGAAACGUAACUGUACCACAUCGUCGUCAUCAGCAUUGCUUUAUUACAAACCCCCCUCCCUAAGAUUUUACCACCUGGAACGUGUUUCAGUUAGGCGUACUUGCGAGGUAUGUACAUUUAAAGCACGUGUUGUUUCCAAGAUUAAGAACCACCAUCAUGGGAGGUACUUUGACCAAUUACCUACCCAAAUCGUCGAUUUCUUCAGGUGGCUCGGAUAUACAAUUCAACGGGUUUUGGUUUCGCUUUAUCCACGUAAAUCCACACCCGUCAACUGCAGCAAUUGCGCCACUUAUCUUAAUCAGACUACAGCCUUAAUAAGCAGUUUUGAGAGCUUACGCUCGGACAUACUGUCGAUAAAAGAGCAGAACAAAGAGAAUUGGGAAUCGCUUAAUCAAGAAUUGCAGAACUUUAAGGCCAACGUGAACGUCAAGCGUGACCUACGUGACAGUAAAAUCGUAUCGGUACCUCCACCUCCUCCGCUUCCACCUCCGCCGCCUCCACCCCUACAAUCAAAUGCAGCUGUGCAGAAGAGUGAGGUAAAGGAAAAAAAGAACACACUCGAAGUUGCCAAACCGAUCAUCUCAGUUCAGGACAUUUUGAAUGUUAAAUUAAGGAAAAUCGGUGAGCGUCCCAACUGCCACCUGCGCUGUGUAAACGAGCCAAGCUUGGAAAAUUCGUUUACCACUUUGAAACCAAUUACUUAAAUCACAAUCACUUGUAAUUUGACACAUACUGUAUAUAUGUGUUGAUAACUUUCCCGCCCAAAAAUAAGUAUAAGUAAAGUCCUGUAGGGAUGUCUCAUAUGGCUUUGCUGAUUUACUGUUUACUUUUAUAUUUUUCUAGAAAUAGCAAAUAAACGUGAUUUUACGAAGAAUGUGCAUUGUUCAAGAUUAAUUGCUAGUAAUUUAUUCAAAAACUUAUUACCUUUCCAGUACAAUAAAAACAGACAUCAUGACCUAACCUCUAAAACCAUGGGGUUAGACUUCGAUAUUUUAGAACACUGCAGAAAAGUACGUGCAGAUCACGGUCCACCCUACACGUGUCCCAUUGAAAAAUGUUGUCGCACCUACAAGUCCGUUUGCGGACUUCAAUAUCACUUAAAGAGCUUCGAUCACAACAACCCGAACGCACAAGCCCUUACACCACAGACGUCGAAAAACAAGAAAGGCAGGCCACGAACAACAGCGACCAUACCUCAACCGACCCUUCCUACUGCUCCCGAACCCCUAACUUACGAUGAGGCACAAAAGAUUAUCCAGUUGGAAAUAAAUGGUGAAAUUGUACGUAUUAACAUCAACGAAUCGUUGGAUGUCCAUUCCAAGGAGGAUUUCCCGGACGAUGAUGUGAAACCGGCCUUCGAACCAGAGCCAUCCAUUUCGCUACCAGAAGCAGUAUUUAAGAAACUGGACAAUUAUAACAUUUGCGAUGCGCCCCCACGUCCGAACGCAUACAUUCGUUUUAUCGAGAAGAGCGCGGAGGAGUUAGACGGCGAGGUGGAGUACGACGUUGACGAGGAAGACACAGCAUGGUUGAGUAUAAUGAACGAGAAACGAGAGGCGCAAGGUUUGGCACCGGUAUCUGUUGAUUCGUUAGAGUUGCUGAUGGACCGUUUGGAGAAGGAGUCGUACUUUCAGGCAGCUGUAAACGGACAGACGGGUAGUGUGGUUGACGAUGACGCCGUGUGUUGCAUCUGCAUGGAUGGAGAAUGUCAAAACACGAACGUCAUACUCUUCUGUGAUAUGUGUAACUUGGCGGUCCACCAGGACUGCUACGGUGUUCCUUACAUUCCGGAAGGUCAGUGGCUGUGUAGACGGUGCUUGCAGUCGCCCAGUCGAGCGGUCGACUGCGUCCUCUGCCCCAAUCAGGGAGGAGCCUUCAAGCAGACCGAUCGGGGACACUGGGCGCACGUCGUGUGCGCCUUGUGGAUACCCGAGGUUCGGUUCGCCAAUACAGUAUUUUUAGAGCCUAUAGAUUCGAUCGAGACAAUACCUCCGGCCCGAUGGAAGCUCUCCUGCUACGUUUGCAAGCAAAAAGGCGUGGGCGCUUGCAUACAGUGUCAAAAGACAAAUUGUUACGCCGCCUUUCACGUGACCUGCGCCCAGCAGGCGGGCCUGUACAUGAAGAUGGACACGGUGAAAGAUUCGGGCGAUGCGCAGCCGGUUUUGGUGCAAAAAACCGCCUACUGUGACGUGCACGCCCCCUCAGAUACCGAUUGCGUGAAGGAGGACUCGAGGCAGAAGAUGAAGCAAGUCCGCAAGCUUCUCGCGAAGAAGCGCAAUUUCGUGCCUAUCAUACUUAUCCCGACGAUUCCGCCGGAACGCAUCCAGGAGAUUGCGUCUCUGGUGACGAUAACGAAAAAGUCUCAGUUUAUUCAGCGACUGAUCGCGUAUUGGACGUUAAAGCGUCAAUAUCGCAACGGAGUGCCUCUGUUGCGACGAUUGCAGAGCGCGCAAGGUGGGCCGAGAGAUUCGAAUACUGGCAGCGUGGAUAUUAUCGAGCUGUGUCGACAAUUGAAGUACUGGCAGUGCCUGAGACAAGAUUUGGAGCGCGCGCGUUUGCUGUGCGAGUUGGUGCGCAAGCGCGAGAAGUUCAAGCUUGAGUAUAUAAAAGCGACGGAGCGUUGUCUGAACGUCGAGCUGCGCCCACUGCAAGCGAGCUUGCGAAAAGUUCUCGAUUUAAUCUCGGCCAAAGACACGAAUGACAUCUUCAGUGAGCCCGUGGACCUCGAGGAGGUGCCCGACUACCUAUCGGUUGUAUCCGAUCCGAUGGAUUUGAGCACGAUGCGCGUCAAACUUGACGUGGGCAACUACCCCAACUUGACCGCCAUGGAAAAGGAUUUUGAUUUGAUGAUCGCCAAUUGCCUCGCCUACAAUAACCGAGACACUGUCUUCUAUCGUGCGGCGAUUAAAAUGCGCGAUCAGUGCGGCGCUAUCUUCCGGCAGGCGCAAAAGGAAUUCGAGGAGUCCGGUCUAGUUAAUCCGAUUGAAAAUUUACAGGCGUCAUCCGUGGGGAACGAGGAAUCGCUGGCAUCCGAUAUCGAUAAAGAAUUGGAAGAUCUGCAGGGAAAGAGUGGGCCGGACGUUUUUACAAAGCUGGAAGAUCUGCUCGUCAAAAGCCAAGCCUUGAAGCACGGAUUAGCUCGCGCCAAACGCGUGAAGCUCAUCCGAAGCGAACUGACGAAAGUGAAAAAAACCUUAAUCACGACUGACAGUUUAAGUUCACAAUCGGAUGGCGAUAACGACUCCAUCGACCCAAAGGCGUCGAAUCCCAGUACAUCCAAUUCGCCCAGCGGGGUUAAUCGCCGAACUGCAGUUCUUUUCACGAGGAAGGCACUCGCUGCCUUAAAGAAACCGAGCGAGGAGAAAGAGGACAAGGAGGAAACGCAGCAAACAGAGUCAAAGCCGAAGAAAAAGGGCAGACCUCGUCGCGGCGCGAGCGAGCCCGAAUCCCAACUGGUCGAUUCAAAAAACGGUAAUUCCUCAAUGCCCGAUAGUUUCCGAAUUUAUCGUGCCGGUCACCAAACUUCCGGGGACGAGAACAGCGACAGCUCCAGCCUGUCGACUUGCUACUCGCGUGAGUCAUCAGAGAUAGACUCCGACGAGGAUUCGUCCAGUUCAGUUUGCGUCACCGACAUGUCGGGCAUUGAGAGUAAUGAAAAUUCGGCCGAAAAAUUGACGCUCGAGCCUAUGCAGCUGGUAUGGGCAAAGUGCAGAGGUUAUCCGUGGUAUCCUGCGCUAAUUAUCGAUCCCGAGGUUCCCAAAGGUUUUGUAUAUCGCGGCGUUCCCAUUCCGACGCCCUCACCUGAGGUUCUCGCAUUACAUUCUAAUCAUACGGAGCAUGUUUAUUUAGUAUUAUUUUUUGACGCUAAGAGGACAUGGCAGUGGUUACCUGCUGAAAAGUUGGAAGCUCUUGGUAUCGACAAGGAACGUGACGAAGCUAAAGUAAACGAAUCGAAGAAAGCAACUGAUAGGAAAGCCGUUCGAAAGGCGUAUGAAAAUGCUACUUCGUAUCAAUUGCAAGUGAAUGAGCCGGUAGAUGCAGAUGAACUAAAGUAAUUUAGUCCUGUAUUCGAUUUAAGUAUUAUCAUUUUAUCAAUAAAGCUUUUUAUUCUA